Messenger RNA from Centruroides sculpturatus (bark scorpion), 2112 nucleotides. RefSeq names its product ATP-binding cassette sub-family G member 4-like. Gene Ontology annotation, cellular component: plasma membrane. Gene Ontology annotation, molecular function: ABC-type transporter activity; ATP binding; ATP hydrolysis activity. Lineage: Eukaryota; Metazoa; Arthropoda; Arachnida; Scorpiones; Buthidae. The coding region runs from base 1 to 1983 and encodes 660 amino acids. The record is from RefSeq and is a predicted model, not a curated record. The transcript is spliced from 13 exons.
AUGCCGAUAGAAGAAAAUAGACCGAACGGGACUUACUGUGCAAGAGCGCGGCCGCGGAGGGGAGGGAAGAGAGGGGAAAACCGAAACCGGGUUUGUGUGUCGACCGGCGAAGCGUUACGAAAGAAGCUCCUUCGGAUUUACUCGCUUUCCGUCGACCUCGGUCCCUUUCCCUUUUCUUUAUCGGUCGCCGGCGGCGCUCCGGCCGACGGUUUUUUCCCCCGGUCCGAGCCGGGGUGGCGCUGCGACUCGGUCGGCCGCGCGGCGCUCAUUCUUAUUCCCGUCGCGCCGCCCAUCGCACCGCCGGCUUUCCAUGGCGCAGUUACUGCGAGUGUCUCGUCCGGGGGACCCGGAUCGCCUCGCCCCCCGCGGUUCCGAAGAAGCUUUCGAUCUGUCCUGGUGCCGACUGGGAGUGACUCUGACUCGGGGAAUCUUCUCCAAGACAGAAACAAGUACCGAGGAAGCGUUCUGGUCAACGACAAGCGCGUAUCGGCCCACUUCUACCGCCAGAAGUCGUGCUACGUGCCUCAGGAGAUCUUUCUCUUUCCCCACCUGUCGGUCCGAGAGACGCUGACUGUGGCCGCCAACCUCAAGUUGCCCGCCUCCGUCUCCCCGGCGGAAAAGAAGCGCAGGGUAACGGAUAUUCUGAAAACUCUGAAUUUAUUGCAGAGUGAAAAUACUAAAACGAACAAGUUAUCGGGAGGAGAAAGAAGGAGAGUCGGCAUCAUUCAAGAACUAGUAAAUAAUCCACCAAUCAUUAUAUUAGACGAACCUACCAGUGGACUAGACAGCACUUUAGCCUACCAAUGCAUCGACCUUCUGCUAAAACUGGCAAGCGAGGGUAAAACCGUCAUCUGCUCCAUUCACCAACCGAAUUCUACCAUCUUCGAUCUAUUUCACAACAUUCAUGUGCUAUCGGAAGGAAAAUGUAUCUACUCGGGAUCUAGAAAAAUAUUUACAUCUUAUUUGAGUUCUUGUGGCUUGGAAUGCCCUCAAUAUCACAAUCCUGCCGAUUACGCGCUGGACAUAGCUAAUAAUGUGCUUCCGGGAAGAAACGUUUUGCUAUCGAAACAAAACGAUUAUUGGAAUACAGAAUUUCAAACGUUAGGCGAUUGCCAAAAGAUUUCUUGCAUGCAAUUGAAACGUACGACGUAUCCCACCAGCUUUUUCAAUCAGUUCCUGGUUUUGUUAAGAAGGAUUUUUAUUUCUACUUGUAAUCCGGUAACAAUAUUAUUAUAUCUGGUAUCUGAAAUUCUUCUCGCUUCGCUCAUCGGUAUGGUCUAUCGUGGAAGCGGAAAUAGUUCAGACAAGGCACCCGCCAAUUUAGGUUUUCUAGCAUUGACUAUUAUCAUUGUUACGUUUGCUGCAAUAUUACCUACAUUGCUAAACUUUCCGUCGGAGAAAAUUGGAGUACUAAGAGAAUAUCAUAAUGGAUGGUAUAGCGUAACGUCGUAUUUUCUAGCCAAAUCUAUUGCCGAACUACCAAUUAAUUUUAUAUUCCCGUCCAUUUUUGUAUCGCUCGUUUACUGGUUAACCGGACAAUCUCUGGAAGCUUGGAGAUUCUUCUAUUUUGUCGCAUUUGCCGUUGGUCUAGCUCUUAACGCUCAGUCCAUACCCAUCAUAUUUGGUUCUCUGUUCUCCGAUAAGGUUACGGUGUUUUUAGUUUCUGUGAUUUGUCUUCCAUUAUUGUUAUUUUGCAAUUUUUUUGCUAUAAAUAAUCCACUACCUUCAUAUCUGAAAUGGAUAACAAAAGUCUCACCAUUUGCUCUGAGCUAUGAAGGAAUGCUUAUAUGUGUCUACGGAUUUGGAAGAGAACGUUUAGAGUGUAGUCAGUUAUGCUUGUUUACUCCCGAAUUUAUUGUAAAAAUUCUUAAAAUUAGAAAUAAUGACAUUUACACAAAUUUUGCCAUUCUGGGAUCUUCUUUAAUUUUUUUACGAAUUGUUGGAUAUUUAUGUCUACGCUACAGUGUAUCAAGAUUAAAAUGAAGUCAAAAAAUUACUCUCAGAAAUACGAUAACAUACAUAUCCAUAAUUUCAAAAAUUUGCAGAUAACUGUAUGCAGUUUAUUCCAGACAAUUUCCAGAAUCUUCGGUGUAUCCUCAAAACGAAAAACGA